Messenger RNA from Ipomoea nil (Japanese morning glory), 5147 nucleotides. RefSeq lists its product as uncharacterized. Gene Ontology annotation, biological process: protein phosphorylation. Lineage: Eukaryota; Viridiplantae; Streptophyta; Magnoliopsida; Solanales; Convolvulaceae. Bases 123 to 5012 code for a protein of 1629 amino acids. The record is from RefSeq and is a predicted model, not a curated record. Gene Ontology annotation, molecular function: ATP binding; protein kinase activity. The transcript is spliced from 13 exons.
ACUAAGUCCGGAGGUUCCGGACUAUGGUCCAAUGAGUUUUUGAGCAACCGAAACACCAUUAUUCAUAACCUACAGAAAUUCAACUUAGUGGAUGUAUUGCAUAUUAAUCUAGUGGUGGUCUGAUGAAGGUGGUGUUCUUCCUAGUGAUUCUGUGUUCCGUGGCCUCAACUGCUUCAUCUUCGCAGACCGACACUCUUAAACAAGGUGAUGCCUUGAACUCCUCCUCCGCUCCACUUGUUUCUGCCAACAACAGCUUCAGCUUAGGGUUCUUGGCGUUCUUCACGCCGGAGGGAACCAACAGGACAUAUUUAGCAAUACAGUGCACGGAAUGUGAUUCGAGCGGGGAACCGGUAUGGAUAGGCAACAGAGAAACGCCUCUCCCCACAAAUUCCUCCGCCACCCUUCAAAUAGAUGCUUCUGGGAGAUUGAUACUCACCUAUACGGAAGGACAACGCAACCCUUUCCUGCUGCUUUCAUCAAAGCAAACUACCCAUAAAGUCGAAGCAACUUUACUAGAUUCCGGUAACUUUCUACUCCGGGAGGUCAACGCCGAUGGUUCAUUGGGGGAGGAACUGUGGAGUAGUUUUGACAAUCCCACGGAUACCCUUUUGCCGGGGAUGAAGUUAGGAGUGAACCAUAGAACGGGUAAGAAAUGGAGUCUAACAUCAUGGCAGGACGAUGAUAAUCCGGCGGCAGGGGCAUUUAGUCUGGAGUGGGAACCAAGCAAGCGUCGGCUGGUUCUCAAGAAUCGAGGAGUGGUUCGCUGGACGAGUGGAGAGUUGAUGAGCGCUACUGAUUUCCAGCACAUAACCGUUAACUACAGCGGCCUUUACUUCGGCCGACAUACCUUUGAAUACGUAAACAUAUCAAAAAAAGAAGAAGAGUCUUUCAGCUAUGCAGUAACGCCUAUUUCAUAUUUAUCUCCCCAAGACCAAAUAAAAAAUCGUCUCGCUGGUUGGAGAAUGGACACCGGAGGCAAUUUGCGCGACAUUAUGGGUGGUCUAGCUAUCGCUGUCGUGGGGAAUUGCUAUGGGUAUGAGGAUGAAACUCAGCAAUCAAAUGGGUGCGAGUUAUGGGAGCAACCCCCUUGCAGGGGUGGUGGCGAGACGUUUGAGGAAAGAUCUGGGACAUUUAUGAGAGACACUGAAAAUGGGCGUCUACAGGACCCCGGUGACAUGACGCCUGAGAAUUCUAGUGGUAGCCCCAGUGACUGCAGGGAGAAUUGCUGGAGCGACUGCGACUGCGUUGGUUACCGGAGCUACCCUGAGGGGAGCUGUGGGUACUGGAGGGGAACAGAUCUGCAAUUUGAACAGGACAAGGCUGGUAAUACAGUACAUCUAUAUGCUCUAAACCGUCCAGAUAAGGGUAAGCCACGAAGUAAGACAUGGAUAUGGAUUCUUAUACCCAUAGCAAUAUCCACUGUCCUCGUCAUCUUGCUUCUACUGUGCCGGAGAAGGAGAAAACGAGAAGAAGCAAGGAAAGAGCAAGAGUUGAAGGACCUAUUGACAUUGGAGGAAUACAGUGAUAUUCAUGAGCUCAGCAGCGGGGAAAAUGGCAGUCUCAAAGUAUUUAGCUAUGCAUGGGUGGUCGCUACAACCAAAAACUUUUCAUCUGACUAUAAAUUGGGACAAGGUGGUUUUGGAAGUGUUUACAAGGGAUUAACACCUGAAGGAGAAGAAGUAGCUAUAAAACAAUUAUCGGAAAAAUCAACACAAGGACUCGUGGAGUUCAAAAAUGAGGUGGUGUUGAUAGCUAAACUCCAGCACACAAAUCUCGUAAAGCUGCUUGGUUUUUGCAUUCAUGGGGACCAAAAGAUGCUUAUUUAUGAGUUCAUGCCCAAUAAAAGUUUAGAUUUUUACCUCUUUGAUCCAGAAAGAAAAGGGCAUUUAACUUGGGAGAAACGCCUCAACAUCAUUGAAGGAAUUGCUCAAGGCCUGCUUUACCUUCACAAGUACUCAAGAGUUCGUAUCAUUCAUAGAGAUAUGAAAGUUAGUAACAUAUUGCUUGAUAAGAAUAUGAAUCCAAAAAUUUCAGACUUUGGUAUGGCCAAGAUACUCAGGCAAAAUGCCACGGAAGCAAACACAAUGAGACUAGGUGGAACAUUUGGUUAUAUGGCCCCUGAGUAUGCUAUGGAGGGUAUUUUCUCUACAAAGUCUGAUGUCUAUAGCUUCGGAGUACUAGUACUGGAAAUUAUAAGCGGCAAGAAGAACAAUCACUUCCGCAGUGAGGAUGGCCCCCUGAAUUUGGUGGAACAUGCAUGGGAGUUAUGGAACAGAGAUGCAGUGCUGCAGCUAGUGGAUCCAGCAAUAAGCAAUGUGUGUGGCAAUGAAGAACAGUUGCGGGGGUGCAUACAUGUGGGACUACUAUGUGUCGAAGAUUUUGCAGUCGACCGACCAUCUAUGUCGGAUGUGGUGUCGAUGUUAGGCAAUGAAAAUAUGGCAUUGCCAAAGCUAAAAAAGCCUGCAUUUGUCUCAAGAUUCAGUGUGCCCGACAGGUUUCAGGAUGACAAGUCAGAGAAGCUCACAGUGAAUGAACUCUCCAUUUCAGUUAUGGGGGGAAGAUAUAAUACAUAUGAUAGUCUGAUGGAGGAGGUGGUGUUCUACCUACUGAUUCUGUGUUCCGUGGCCUCAAUCGCUUCAUCUUCGCAGACCGACACUCUGAAACAAGGUGACGCGUUGAACUCCUCCUCUUUGCUUGUUUCAGCCAACAACAACUUCACCUUAGGGUUCUUCACGCCGGAGAGAACCAACAGGACAUAUUUAGCAAUACAGUGCAGAGCAUGUGAUUCGAGCGAACCGGUAUGGAUAGGCAACAGAGAAACGCCUCUCCCCAUAAAUUCCUCCGCCACCCUUCAAAUAGAUGCUUCUGGGAGAUUGAUACUCACCUAUACGGAAGGACAACGCAACCCUAUCCUGAUUUCAUUGAACCAAACCAGCCUAAAUGUCACAGCAACUUUACUGGAUUCCGGCAACUUCGUACUCCGGGAGGUCAACUCCGACGGGGAGGAACUGUGGAGUAGUUUCGACAAUCCCACGGAUACCCUUUUGCCGGGGAUGAAGUUAGGAGUGAACCAUAGAACGGGUAAGAAAUGGAGUCUAACAUCAUGGCAAGACGAUGAUAUUCCGGCGGUAGGGGCGUUUAGUCUCGAGUGGGAACCAACAAAGCGAAGAUUGGUUCUAAAGAAUCGAGGAGUGGUUCGUUGGACGAGUGGAGAGUUGAUAAACGCUACUGAUUUCCAGCACAUAACCAUUAACUCCAGCGGCCUUUACAACGGCCUGCAUACCUUUGACUACGUAAACAUAUCAACAAAAGAAGAAGAGUCUUUCAGGUAUGCAGUCACGCCUCUGCCCGAUCCAUUUCUAUCUCCCGAGCAAAAAGUUAAAAACCGUCUCGCUGGUUGGAAAUUGGACACCGGAGGCGCUUUGGCCGACAUUGUGGGUAGUAUGCAUAUCGUUGACGUGGGGAAUUGUUACGGGUAUGAGAAUGAAACUCAGCAGUCAAUUGGGUGCGAGUUAUGGGAGCAACCCACUUCUUGCCGGGGUGGCGGCGAGACGUUUGGGCAAAGAGAUGGGACAUUUAAGAGAGACACUGAAAAUGGACUUAUAGUGGUCGGCGGUGACAUUACGCCUAAGAAUUCUAGUGGUAGUCCCAGUGACUGCAGGGAGAAUUGCUGGAACGACUGCAAUUGCGUUGGUUACCGGAGCUACCCUGAGGGGAGCUGUGGGUACUGGAGGGGAACAGAUCUGCAGUUUGAACAGGAAAACACUCAAAUGGGUACAGUACCUCUAUUUCGUCUUAUCCGUCCAGAAAAGGGUAAGUCACCAAGUAAGACAUGGAUAUGGAUUCUUAUACCCAUAGCAGUGUCCACUGUCCUGGUCGUCUUGCUUCUAUUGCGCCGGAGAAGGAGAAAACGAGAAGAAGCAAGGAAAGAGCAAGAGCUGAAGGAUCUAUUGACAUUAGAAGAAUACAGUGAUAUUAAUGAGCUCAGCAACGGCGAGAAUGGCAGUCUCAAAGUAUUUAGCUAUGCAUGGGUCGCCGCUACAACAAAUAACUUCUCUUCUGACUACAAAUUGGGACAGGGUGGUUUUGGAAGUGUUUACAAGGGACUAACACCUGAAGGACAAGAAGUAGCUAUAAAACAAUUGUCGGAAAGAUCAACUCAAGGACUCAUGGAGUUCAAAAAUGAGGUGGUGUUGAUAGCUAAACUGCAGCACACAAAUCUUGUAAAGCUGCUUGGUUUUUGCAUUCAUGGGGACCAAAAGAUGCUUAUUUAUGAGUUCAUGCCCAAUAAAAGUUUAGAUUUUUACCUCUUUGAUCCAGAAAGAAAAGAGUAUUUAACUUGGGAGAAACGCCUCAACAUCAUUGAAGGAAUUGCACAAGGCUUGCUUUACCUUCACAAGUACUCAAGAGUUCGUAUCAUUCACAGAGAUAUGAAAGUUAGCAACAUAUUGCUUGAUGAGAAUAUGAAUCCAAAAAUUUCAGACUUUGGUAUGGCUAAGAUACUCAGGCAAAAUGCCACAGAAGCAAACACAAUGAGACUAGGUGGAACAUUUGGUUAUAUGGCGCCUGAGUAUGCCAUGGAGGGUAUUUUCUCUACAAAGUCCGACGUCUAUAGCUUCGGAGUACUAGUACUAGAAAUUAUAAGCGGCAAGAAGAACAAUCACUUCCGCAGUGAGGAUGGCCCACUGAAUUUGGUGGAACAUGCCUGGGAGUUAUGGAACAGAGAUGCAGUGCUACAGCUAGUAGAUCCAGCAAUAAGCAAUGUGUGUGGCAAUGAAGAACAGUUGCAUAGGUGCAUACAUGUGGGACUACUAUGUGUUGAAGAUUUUGCAGUCGACCGACCAUCUAUGUCGGAUGUGGUGUCGAUGUUAGGCAAUGAAAAUAUGGCAUUGGCAAAGCUAAAAAAGCCUGCAUUUGUGUCGAGAUUCAGUGUGCCCGACAGGUUUCAGGAUGGCAAGUCAGAGAAGUUCACAGUGAAUGAACUCUCCAUUUCAGUUAUGGAAGGAAGAUAGUGUUGCAAUUUACUACUUUAUAAAGAUAUUUUGUUGUGUAGUGGUACACUAUAAAUUCAAACUAUUUAGACAGAUGCAGUAUGAUGGGUGCACAAAGAAGAUUCACUUUCAAUAAACACGAUUUGAUAUUUUGAA